AUGUGGAUCACCGAUAAAAUCUACAAUGCAUUGGUCUACAUCGGCCUUUUCCGGAAACACGCCAGGAUCCUUCUUCUCGGGCUCGACAACGCCGGCAAGUCGACACUAUUACUACGACUUAAGCAAGACCGCCUCGGCGCUCUACAGCCAACGAUCCACCCCACAUCAACCGAACUCGUAAUCGGCAACCUCCGCUGCACCACAUUCGACCUAGGCGGCCACCAGCAAGCCAGACGGCUCUGGCGGGAUUACUUCCCCGAGGUCGGCGGCAUUGUGUUCAUCGUCGACGCGAAGGACGUCGAGCGUCUCGACGAAGCUAGGGAUGAGUUGUUGGGACUCCUUAUGGUGGAGGAGUUGAAAGAUGUGCCGUUCUUGAUUUUGGGGAAUAAGAUCGAUCACCCUGAUGCGGUUUCUGAGGAUAAGCUCCGUUGGCAUCUUUGUGUGGAUUCUGUGAAGUUUCGACCUAUUGAGUUGUUUAUGUGUUCGAUUGUUGAGAGGCAGGGUUAUGGGAAUGGUCUCAGAUGGCUUGCGUCGAAUAUUAAAUGA
This is a messenger RNA of Annulohypoxylon maeteangense, 546 nucleotides long. Its product is annotated as ADP-ribosylation factor family protein. Bases 1 to 546 code for a protein of 181 amino acids. NCBI's taxonomy places the organism in Eukaryota, Fungi, Ascomycota, Sordariomycetes, Xylariales, Hypoxylaceae. The record is from RefSeq and is a predicted model, not a curated record. Gene Ontology annotation, cellular component: COPII vesicle coat; endoplasmic reticulum exit site. Gene Ontology annotation, biological process: intracellular protein transport; membrane organization; vesicle organization. The transcript has a single exon. Gene Ontology annotation, molecular function: GTPase activity; GTP binding.